AUGAUAUUGGUUCAACAUGUAUUUAUUUUAUUCUUCACUAUCUAUUUAAUUCCAUGUGAAACUCUUAAAUGUUAUGAAUGUACAGGAUAUAUACCUUGUGGACAAGGUGAAACUCAUCUUAUGGUUGAUUGUUCAGGGAAAUGUAUGGUCUAUAGAAAUCAAUAUGAUGGUGGUACAAUAAUUCGACGUUGUUGUACAAAUGAUUGUGGUGAUAAUGGUUUAAGUAUUUAUGAAGGAAGAAAUCCGAGUUAUUUUUGUUCCGAAGAUUUAUGUAAUGGUGUUCUUGCAGAUGGAAGAUUAUCAGGAGAAAUUAUUGAUCCAUUAUUAACAACUACAACAUCAGUUUUAUUAACGACGAAUUAUGUCUCAUCACAAGAGCCAAGUUCAUCUUUAAGUUGUUAUGAUUGUACUGGUUAUAAUCCACAAUGUGGUAUUGAUGAAUCAACAUUAAUUCAUGGAUGUCGAGCAUGUAUGGUUUAUCUUAAUCAAUUUGAUGCUAAUACAAUCAUUCGACGAUGUUGCACAUCAGGUUGUGGAUUACCUGGAACUAUUGAUGAUUAUGAAGGUCGUAGAACAUAUUUUUGUUCUUCAAAUAAAUGUAAUGGAAUUGGAACAGAGGCAAUACUUAAUGGUGGAACAGUUUUAACUUCUACAACGCCGUGGCCUACUUCAUUAACUACCACUGUACAAUCAUCAUUUCAAUGUUAUGAUUGUUCAGGACCAGGUUGCGGUCAAGAAGGAUCACCAUUAACAAUGAAUUGUCCUACUUGUAUGGUAUAUCGAAAUCCAGAUGAUCAAACAAGAAUUGAACGACGUUGUUGUUGGUGGGCAUGUGGAUCGUCAAAUUCUGUUAGUACAUACAAUGGAAUACAAACUUAUUUUUGUUCAAAUGAUAAAUGUAAUGGAUAUGGAGCGGAAAAUAUACUUCCUCCUCCAGUACUAACAACAACACCAAACAUUAUUAUCCUAACUACUACAACAACAACAACAACAACAACAACAACAACAACUGUGACACCUACGACUUGUAUACUUAAUUGUCAAAAUGGUGGUACACCAGAAAUCGAUAAUGGUUGUUUUUGUUAUUGUCUAGAACACACAAGUGGUCCUGAAUGUGAAAAUAUUAUUUGUAGUCAACCGGAUGUUAAUCCUCAAAUAUGUAGUUUGGAAAAUCAACAAUUAUGUGGACAAAGUGAAAUAUUUGCAUCUCAAUGUCUUCAUUUAUGUGGAAAAUGUUAA
Messenger RNA from Rotaria sordida, 1239 nucleotides. The record is from the annotation of a GenBank genome assembly. NCBI's taxonomy places the organism in Eukaryota, Metazoa, Rotifera, Eurotatoria, Philodinida, Philodinidae.